AUGACCUUCCUUUGUGACUUGUUUCUCUUUCGGCAGGAUUUUACCAACAAGCAGUGGGGUAACACUGGAGUGAAGGCAUCGGGUUACUUCGCAAAGGCGUUCAACUUCACUGUAGUUCGCGUGCCCUCGAAUUUCCUCGUCGCGUCGCAACCAAUCGGCGAGGUAUCGAGCGCAGGGGUGUGGCAAGUGGAAUUAGACAAAGUGGACGACAACUGGGCCAAGCUCUUGUCCUUCACCCACUACGCGCUCUUCAGCUCCGGUCACUGGUUCAGCCAGGCGUCCGACAACCUCCGGAAAUACCGCCGCGGAGGGCAGCCGAUCAAGCCGCAAUCCGCGCUGCUAACCAUGCAAGAGUCGCUCGUUACAGUCACGCGGUUCGUGAAGGCGUCUGGUUACCGCGGCACGCCGUUCUUCAUCACGUUCACGGCCUUCCACUACUACAACUCGUUUGACGCCAAGUCGCAGAGCUGCGUGGGGUUCACCGACCCCUUAAAGCCCAAGCAGCUGCAAUACGCCGAAGCCGCGACCGAUAUCAUCACGUCACGGAAUGCACAGGUGGCG
Closterium sp. Naga37s-1 is the source of this 561-nucleotide messenger RNA. The record is from the annotation of a GenBank genome assembly. NCBI's taxonomy places the organism in Eukaryota, Viridiplantae, Streptophyta, Zygnematophyceae, Desmidiales, Closteriaceae.